UGCUACUUGAGAAUGACUAAAUGUGUCAUGUUUCAAUAAUUCGAGUGACUAAAUGUAUUAUGUUUCAAUAAUUUCGAGUUACCCUAAUAAAUAAGUUCGAGAUUCAAACAAACAUAUUUCGAGUCGAACUGGAAAACCAGCGGUGAGAAAAAUAACGAAAUUUGUAGAUUCGGGAUUUGGAGCUUCGCAAUCUCUCUCUCUACCGUUAAUCUCGUAUUUCAUUUCCCAAGCACACUCUUUGCUUCCUACUGAACACAAUCGAAUCAUUUCUAUGCCCUCUGCUCCUAGAUCGGAGCUCAACAAACCAGGAGGCCGCCGGCCUUGCCUCCGGAUCGAAAGGAGCAGUAGAAGAAGAGAAAGAAGAUGUUGCGGCUGAAAGCAUUCAGGCCGAACCACGACAAGAUCUUGAAGAUUCAAUUGCAUCCCACGCAUCCAUGGCUUGUAACCGCCGACGCUACCGAUCGCGUCUCCGUCUGGAAUUGGGAGCACCGCCAGAUUAUAUACGAGCUCAAAGCCGGUGGUGUUGACGAGAGGCGUUUGGUCGGCGCCAAGUUGGAGAAGCUCGCCGAGGGCGAAUCCGAGCCCCGAGGGAAACCUACUGAAGCCAUGAGAGGUGGCAGUGUUAAGCAGGUGAAUUUUUAUGAUGAUGAUGUACGGUUUUGGCAAUUAUGGAGAAACCGAGGUGCAGCUGCGGAGGCUCCUUCCGCUGUCAAUAAUGUCACUUCUACAUUCACUUCCCCGGCUCCUUCAACCAAAGGGAGGCAUUUUCUCGUCAUCUGUUGUGAAAAUAAAGCAAUAUUUUUGGAUUUGGUGACUAUGCGUGGCCGUGAUGUACCCAAGCAAGAGCUCGACAAUCGAUCACUUCUCUGUAUGGAGUUCCUCUGUAGAUCCACUGCUGGUGAAGGUCCUCUGGUUGCUUUUGGUGGAUCAGAUGGUGUUAUUAGAGUUCUUUCGAUGAUCUCGUGGAAGCUUGUACGUAGAUACACGGGAGGUCAUAAAGGUGCCAUAGCUUGCUUAAUGACCUUCAUGGCUUCCUCCGGUGAGGCGCUACUUGUUUCGGGUGGUAGUGAUGGUCUACUUGUACUUUGGAGUGCUGACCACGUUCAUGAUUCAAGGGAGCUUGUGCCCAAGCUAAGUUUAAAGGCACAUGACGGCGGGGUUGUAGCUGUUGAGCUUUCUAGAGUAAUUGGAGGUGCUCCACAACUUAUUACAAUUGGUGCUGAUAAGACAUUAGCUAUAUGGGACACAAUGUCUUUCAAGGUGCUGUGCAGACACAAAUUUGCUUUGCACAAUCUUUAUUCAUCUUGUUGAUUCCCUUUAUCUUGUCUUCUUUUGCACAAAUGCAGGAGUUGCGGCGUAUCAAACCUGUUCCAAAAAUGUCUUGUCACAGUGUUGCAUCUUGGUGCCAUCCGCGAGCUCCAAACCUUGACAUUUUAACUUGUGUCAAGGAUUCCCAUAUAUGGGCGAUUGAACAUCCAACUUAUUCAGCCCUCACUAGGCCAUUGUGUGAGCUGUCUUCCCUCAUCCCACCACAGUAUACAAUAGGAAGCAAGAAACUCAGGGUACAGAACUGUCUCUCAAGCUUCUAUGUGUACUGCAUGGUUGCACAUCCUCUACAGCCUCACCUUGUUGCUACUGGAACUAAUGUUGGUGUUAUUAUCAGUGAGUUUGACCCUAAAUCUCUGCCAGCAGUGGCACCCCUGCCAACACCACUAGGAAACCGUGAACAUUCUGCUGUCUAUGUAAUUGAAAGGGAAUUGAAACUGUUGAACUUCCAACUUUCCAACACGGCGAAUCCAUCUCUUGGAAGUAAUGGCUCUAUAUCUGAUACUGGAAAGCUCAAGGGAGAUGCUGAACCGCUACAUGUCAAACAGAUUAAAAAGCACAUUAGCACACCUAUUCCUCAUGAUUCAUAUUCGGUUGUUUCAGUCAGCAGUUCUGGAAAGUAUCUUGCGAUUGUCUGGCCCGAUAUUCCCUACUUCUCUAUAUACAAAGUCAGUGACUGGUCUAUUGUAGAUUCAGGGAGUGCACGGCUUCUGGCUUGGGAUACAUGCCGUGAUAGAUUUGCUAUAUUGGAAUCUGCCGUGCCUCCUAGGAUUCCUAUAAUUCCUAAAGGAGGUUCCUCAAGGAAGGCAAAGGAAGCAGCUGCGGCUGCUGCUCAGGCUGCCGCUGCAGCUGCUAGUGCUGCCGCUACUGCUAGUGUCCAAGUUCGGAUUUUGCUUGAUGAUGGGACAUCAAAUAUAUUAAUGAGGUCCAUAGGUGGUCGCUCUGAGCCAGUUAUUGGUUUGCAUGGAGGUGCACUAUUAGGUGUGGCUUAUCGGACAUCACGGAGGGUCAGCGCUGGUGCAGCAAUGGCUAUUUCAACCAUUCAGCCAAUGCCAUUGUCUGGCUUUGGAAGUUCCUUCACAACAAUUGAUGAUGCAACACAUCGUUCUGCUGCUGAGGCAGCCCCUCAAAAUUUCCAGUUAUACAGUUGGGAAAGUUUUGAGCCCGUCGGUGGUCUACUUCCUCAUCCAGAAUGGACUGCAUGGGACCAAACUGUGGAGUAUUGUGCUUUUGCUUACCAACAAUACAUUGUAAUAUCAUCCUUGCGACCCCAAUAUCGAUAUCUUGGAGAUGUCGCAAUCCCUUACGCUACUGGUGGUGUAUGGCAUCGGAGGCAGCUUUUUGUUGCCACACCAACUACUAUUGAGUGUGUUUUUGUGGAUGCUGGAGUUGCUGCAAUUGAUUUGGAAACUAAAAAGAUGAAGGAAGAGAUGAAACUGAGAGAGGCACAAGCUAGGGCAGUUGCUGAGCAUGGGGAGCUAGCACUGAUUGCAGUAGAAAGUCCUCAGACCUCAGCACAAGAAAGAACAGCAUUGCGACCACCAAUGCUGCAGGUGGUUCGUCUAGCUUCAUUCCAGCAUGCUCCUUCAGUGCCACCUUUCUUAACAUUACCAAAGCAGACUAGGGUCGAUGGUGAUGACCCCACAAUGCCAAAAGAGAUGGAAGAUAAAAAGUACAAUGAGGUAGCUGUUGGUGGAGGAGGGGUGUCUGUGGCUGUUACACGCUUUCCAACAGAACAAAAACGACCUGUGGGACCUCUUGUUGUCAUUGGUGUAAGAGAUGGAGUUCUGUGGCUUAUUGAUAGGUAUAUGUGCGCACAUGCCUUAUCUCUCACUCAUCCUGGUAUUCGUUGCCGGUGUCUGGCUGCUUAUGGAGACGCUGUUAGUGCAGUGAAAUGGGCAAGUAGGCUUGGUAGGGAACAUCACGACGAUUUGGCACAGUUUUUAUUAGGAAUGGGUUAUGCUACCGAAGCACUUCAUUUACCUGGAAUAUCUAAAAGGUUGGAGUUUGAUCUGGCCAUGCAGAGUAAUGACUUGAAAAGAGCUCUUCAUUGCCUUCUCACUAUGAGCAACAGUAGGGACAUUGGGCAAGAUGGUACGGGCCUGGAAUUGAGUGACAUCCUUAAUUUGACUGCUAAGAAGGAAGAUGUUGUUGAAGCUGUUGAGGGAGUUGUGAAAUUUGCCAAGGAAUUUUUGGAUCUCAUUGAUGCUGCGGAUGCUACCGGUCAAGCUGACAUUGCUCGUGAAGCACUCAAGAGGUUAUCCACUGCAGGAUCAGUGAAAGGUUCCUUACAGAGCCAUGAAUUAAGAGGACUUGCCUUACGACUUGCAAAUCACGGAGAGUUAACUCGACUAAGUGGUUUGGUAAACAAUUUGAUUUCAAUUGGCCUGGGUCGGGAAGCAGCGUUUGCAGGAGCAGUUCUAGGUGACAAUGCUCUGAUGGAGAAAGCAUGGCAGGACACUGGCAUGCUUGCUGAAGCUGUCCUUCAUGCCCACGCUCACGGGCGACCAACACUCAAGAACUUGGUUCAGGCUUGGAACAAGGUGCUGCAGAAGGAGGUUGAGCACACUCCCUCAACAAAAACCGACGCAGCAGCUGCCUUCCUUGCAUCACUCGAGGAACCCAAGCUCACAAGUCUCGGAGACGCUGGAAAGAAGCCACCCAUUGAAAUUCUCCCUCCUGGAAUGCCAUCUCUAACCGGUCUAAUCACUACCCAGAAAAAACCUGCCCCUGGAACCCCGAGUGCACAGAAGCAACAAACACCGAGUCAACCAUUACAGCUCGAGGCACCUCCCGCCACAACACCGGAACCCGGUGCUACAUCUGCAAAUACAGCUGCACCACCUACAGAUGGUGCACCGGCAACUACGCCAGCACAACAAGAUGCCGCUCCACCAUCAGAAACCAGCGAACCACCAACUGCAGACGGGCAAGAAGCUGCUACCAUUUCUUCAUCUGCUAGUAAUCCAGAUCUAGCUGCAUCAGGUGACAACAAUAAUGUACCCCCCUCCGCAAGUAACCCUGAGCCGGUCCCUUCUGGUGAAACUGUCCAAGCUCCCGAAGAGCACUCGGAUGGAGGAGACAAGGUUGCAACAAUAACAGUAGCACACUCCCAACAAGAACCCUCAUUGCCAACAAAUAACCAGGGAGGAACCGUUAGUCAUCCCCCGACGUUAAGCAUGAGUGAGUUUCUUUCCUAAACCAAUGAUGAACGAGGCGUAGCGUAGUGACGAUUCUUUUCUGUGAUUAUGUUUAUUUGAACCAAUUGCCAUGAUGUGGGGGAAAUUUUCUCGUUAGCUUAGCAAGUUUGUGCCUUAGGGAUGUGUAUAAAAUCUUGUAUGAUGUAUUUUGGUGAUGUAGAUUGUACGAUGCCAUUUUUUACAGUACGGGGUUAGGGGGGAGAGAUUGGAUUUUUUUGUAGCCGGUGGGCCAUAGUUUUUCUUCUGGGUUUGUAUUGUAUUUGCUUCUUCUAGAAUCGAAAAGAAAGCAAUUUGAGGGUCCUGAAGGUUUUCUAAAUAUGUUGGAUUGUUUAUAAAUGUUUAAAGGACUUCUCUUUCACAAUAGUACA
Molecule: messenger RNA, 4894 nt
Organism: Linum tenue
Lineage: Eukaryota; Viridiplantae; Streptophyta; Magnoliopsida; Malpighiales; Linaceae
Source: the annotation of a GenBank genome assembly